Alternaria arborescens is the source of this 804-nucleotide messenger RNA. RefSeq lists its product as hypothetical. The record is from RefSeq and is a predicted model, not a curated record. The coding region runs from base 1 to 804 and encodes 267 amino acids. NCBI's taxonomy places the organism in Eukaryota, Fungi, Ascomycota, Dothideomycetes, Pleosporales, Pleosporaceae. The transcript has 3 exons.
AUGUCGGAUGAAUCAGACACUGACUAUGCGACCGAGUACGAUUAUAACCAUCUUGCACACAUAGUGCAAAGCAAAAACCUACACAAUUUGUACGAAACUGACGACGAGAGCGAAGACGAGGAUGCACAAUCAGUCGAUCCCGAGCUCCGCGAACUAGAAAAUGAGGAAGAAGAACUGGAAGAUGAAUUGAGAGAAUGCAUGAGAAAUCGAGACGAGCGUGAAGAAGCAUACAAGUUCAUCAAUGACGCCACUGCCUGGGUAGUGGAAUAUGACGAGAUGCGGAACCGUUGUGAGAAACUGGAAGCCGAUAACAAGGAACUCCUCAACCAGGUCAAUUCAGCCGUAGAGCCGAAGAAAGCCGCAGAAAAUGGUGCCAAGAGUUUCAGCGCUGAAUUCGAGCAGUCCAAGUCGGACAAGGCAAAACUCGAUAUUCAGAUCAACGCGCUGCAGACGAACGCGUCCAAAGCCGCUGCCCAAUACGAGAACGACAGCAAUGCGUGGAAGUUAGAGAAAGAACAACUCGAUACCCAGAUCAACACGCUGAAGACAAACGCCCUCAAUGCAGCUGUCAAACACGAGAACAACAGAAACGCGUGGAAGUCAGAGAAGGAACAACUCGAAGCUCGAAUUAGGACAUUAGAGACAAAUACUGGCAACGUAGCUCCCGAAUACAGCAAAGAUAGCGCUACAUGGAGGUUGGAAAAACAGCGACUUGAGUAUGCAGCCACCAAGUCAGAGACAGAAGCAAUUGCUGCGGUCGAGAAACUCGAUAGCGAGAGGGCACGCUGGAGAGAGGCCGAAUAG